Molecule: messenger RNA, 7304 nt
Organism: Brassicogethes aeneus
Lineage: Eukaryota; Metazoa; Arthropoda; Insecta; Coleoptera; Nitidulidae
Source: the annotation of a GenBank genome assembly
GUUAGCAGCCAUGUUUGUUUAAUAAUUGAUGCCGCUACAUCUACGUUUUUCAACGUUUUGUGUCUGAAAAUAUUAAAUAUAAUGUUAAGUAAAUAAGUGCUUUAAUACUAAAGGACAAAUAUGUCUUUGCCACCUUAUUUACUGGGCCCAAAUCCCUGGUUAAUGGCUCAACAGCAGUUAGCUGCAGCUCAUGCUCAAGCUCAGGCUGCUGCUGCUCAAGCUCAUGCCCAAGCUUUACAACAACAAAUUCCUCCUCCACACCCAAAAUCAGAUAUUAUAACAGAGGAUAAACUUCAAGAAAAAGCCCAAAAAUGGCAUCAGUUACAAUCAAAAAGGUUUGCAGACAAAAGAAAGUUGGGUUUUGUAGAAGCCCAAAAAGAAGAUAUGCCACCAGAGCAUAUUAGAAAAAUUAUAAGGGAUCAUGGGGAUAUGAGCAGUCGUAAAUACAGACAUGAUAAAAGAGUUUAUUUAGGAGCUUUAAAAUAUAUGCCCCAUGCAGUUAUGAAAUUAUUGGAAAAUAUGCCUAUGCCUUGGGAGCAAAUUAGAGAUGUGAAAGUUUUAUAUCACAUUACAGGUGCUAUUACAUUUGUAAAUGAAAUUCCUUGGGUUGUUGAGCCUAUUUAUAUUGCUCAAUGGGGUACUAUGUGGAUCAUGAUGAGAAGAGAAAAACGGGACCGUAGACAUUUUAAAAGAAUGAGGUUUCCUCCUUUUGAUGAUGAAGAACCUCCUCUAGAUUAUGCUGAUAAUGUUUUAGAUGUUGAACCUCUAGAAGCAAUUCAAAUUGAACUAGAUGCUGAAGAAGACUCUGCAAUUGCAAAGUGGUUCUACGAUCACAAACCACUUGUUGGUUCCAAAUUUGUUAAUGGCUCCACAUACAGAAAGUGGAAUUUAUCCUUGCCAAUGAUGGCUACUUUGUAUCGGUUGGCAAAUCAAUUACUUACUGAUUUAGUAGAUACAAAUUAUUUUUAUUUGUUUGAUACAAAAAGUUUUUUUACUGCUAAAGCUUUAAAUAUGGCUAUACCAGGAGGGCCAAAAUUUGAACCCCUUAUUAAAGAUAUGAAUCCAGCUGAUGAAGAUUGGAAUGAAUUUAAUGAUAUCAACAAAAUUAUAAUUCGUCAACCUAUUAGAACUGAAUAUAGGAUAGCUUUUCCUUACUUGUAUAAUAAUAUGCCACAUUUUGUACAUCUAUCCUGGUAUCAUGCACCUAACGUUGUUUACAUAAAAACCGAAGAUCCUGAUUUGCCCGCGUUUUAUUUUGAUCCCCUUAUCAACCCCAUAUCUCAUAGACACGCGGUGAAGAGUUUAGAACCUUUACCCGAGGAUGACGAGGAAUAUAUUUUACCUGAAACGGUACAACCAUUCUUGCAAGAAACGCCUCUGUAUACCGACAAUACUGCUAAUGGUAUCGCUCUACUUUGGGCGCCACGACCGUUUAAUAUGAGAUCAGGCAGAUGCAGAAGGGCGAUAGACGUACCAUUAGUAAAAUCUUGGUACAUGGAGCAUGUUCCACCAGGUCAACCUGUGAAAGUCCGCGUCAGUUACCAAAAAUUACUGAAAUAUUACGUACUUAACGCUUUAAAACACAGAGCCCCCAAACCUCAGAAAAAGCGGUAUCUGUUUAGAUCAUUUAAAUCAACAAAAUUCUUUCAAACCACAACCCUUGAUUGGGUUGAAGCUGGUUUACAAGUCUGCAGACAAGGUUAUAACAUGUUAAAUCUGUUAAUUCAUAGAAAGAAUUUGAAUUACUUACAUUUGGAUUACAAUUUCAACUUGAAACCUGUUAAAACAUUGACAACCAAGGAGAGAAAAAAGUCGCGUUUUGGAAACGCUUUCCACUUGUGCCGUGAAAUUCUUCGUCUAACAAAAUUAAUAAUUGAUUCCCACGUACAAUAUAGAUUAAAUAACGUGGACGCUUUUCAACUGUCUGACGGUUUACAAUACAUAUUCGCCCAUGUCGGCCAACUUACUGGAAUGUACAGAUACAAAUACAAACUUAUGAGGCAAAUCCGCAUGUGCAAAGAUCUUAAGCAUCUGGUGUACUAUCGUUUUAACACAGGUCCAGUUGGUAAAGGUCCUGGUUGUGGAAUCUGGGCUCCAGGUUGGAGAGUGUGGCUGUUCUUUAUGAGGGGUAUUACUCCGCUUCUUGAAAGAUGGCUGGGUAACUUGUUGUCGCGUCAGUUCGAGGGUCGUCACUCUAAAGGUGUGGCAAAAACGGUCACCAAGCAAAGGGUUGAGUCUCACUUUGAUCUUGAGUUGAGAGCAUCUGUUAUGCAUGAUAUUGUUGAUAUGAUGCCUGAAGGCAUAAAACAGAACAAGGCUAGAACAAUUUUGCAGCAUUUGUCCGAAGCUUGGAGAUGUUGGAAGGCGAAUAUUCCCUGGAAAGUACCUGGGCUACCAAUUCCCAUCGAAAACAUGAUCCUUCGUUACGUUAAAAUGAAAGCCGAUUGGUGGACAAACACCGCUCACUAUAACAGAGAAAGAAUACGUAGAGGAGCCACUGUCGAUAAAACCGUCUGCAAAAAGAACUUAGGUCGCUUAACCAGGCUGUACCUUAAAGCUGAACAAGAAAGACAACAUAACUACCUUAAAGACGGUCCUUACAUUUCCCCUGAAGAAGCCGUUGCCAUUUAUACAACCACUGUGCAUUGGUUGGAGUCCAGAAGAUUCGCCCCCAUACCUUUUCCACCGCUUUCCUAUAAACACGACACCAAACUGCUAAUUUUGGCUUUGGAAAGGCUUAAAGAAGCAUACAGCGUAAAAUCCAGGUUAAAUCAAAGUCAAAGAGAAGAACUUGGUCUCAUUGAACAAGCCUACGAUAAUCCACACGAAGCUUUAUCGAGAAUCAAACGUCAUUUGUUGACACAAAGAGCUUUUAAAGAAACGGGGAUUGAAUUUAUGGAUUUGUACAGCCACUUGAUACCAGUGUAUGAUGUUGAACCCUUAGAAAAAAUUACAGAUGCCUAUUUAGAUCAAUACCUUUGGUAUGAAGCCGAUAAAAGAAGAUUGUUUCCGCCAUGGAUCAAACCUGCAGACACGGAACCACCGCCGUUACUUGUAUACAAAUGGUGUCAAGGCAUAAACAACCUUCAGGAGGUUUGGGACGUAAACGAGGGCGAAUGUAACGUUUUGCUGGAAUCGAAAUUUGAAAAACUUUAUGAAAAAAUCGAUUUGACCCUGCUGAACAGACUUUUGCGUCUCAUCGUUGAUCACAACAUCGCCGAUUACAUGACGGCCAAGAACAACGUUGUUAUUAAUUACAAAGACAUGAAUCACACAAACAGUUACGGAAUCAUAAGAGGACUUCAGUUUGCCUCGUUUGUCACGCAGUAUUACGGUUUGGUAUUGGAUUUGUUAGUUCUCGGCCUACAGAGGGCGUCCGAAAUGGCGGGCCCACCCCAAAUGCCCAACGACUUUUUGACUUUUCAAGAUGUUGCAACAGAAAGCUGUCAUCCAAUCAGAUUGUACUGCAGAUAUGUCGACAGAAUACACAUGUUCUUUAGGUUUUCUGCUGAAGAAGCUAAAGACCUGAUUCAAAGGUAUUUAACAGAACAUCCUGAUCCAAACAACGAAAACAUCGUUGGUUAUAACAACAAAAAAUGCUGGCCCAGGGACGCUAGGAUGCGUCUUAUGAAACACGAUGUUAACUUGGGCAGGGCCGUAUUCUGGGACAUUAAAAAUCGUCUACCGAGAUCUGUAACUACUAUCCAAUGGGAGAACAGUUUUGUCAGCGUUUAUUCAAAGGAUAAUCCAAAUCUUUUGUUUAACAUGUCCGGAUUUGAGUGUAGGAUUUUGCCUAAAUGUCGCACGCAACACGAAGAAUUCACCCAUCGCGAUGGUGUUUGGAAUUUGCAACAUGAAGGCAGUAAAGAAAGAACCGCUCAAUGUUUCUUGAGAGUUGAUGAUGAAUCAAUGUCAAGGUUUCACAACAGAGUCCGACAGAUUUUGAUGGCUUCUGGAUCUACCACGUUCACAAAGAUCGUCAACAAAUGGAACACAGCCCUUAUAGGUCUAAUGACAUAUUUUAGAGAAGCUGUGGUAAACACGCAAGAACUGCUAGACUUGUUGGUAAAGUGCGAGAACAAAAUUCAAACUCGUAUCAAAAUCGGUCUUAACUCUAAAAUGCCCAGCAGAUUCCCGCCCGUGGUGUUCUAUACUCCCAAAGAAUUGGGCGGGUUGGGUAUGUUGUCGAUGGGUCACGUUUUAAUUCCGCAGUCCGAUUUAAGAUGGUCUAAACAGACCGACGUUGGCAUCACACAUUUUCGUUCAGGUAUGAGCCACGACGAGGACCAGCUAAUUCCCAAUUUGUAUCGUUACAUACAGCCGUGGGAGUCGGAGUUUAUCGACUCCCAGCGUGUCUGGGCCGAGUACGCACUCAAAAGACAGGAAGCAAAUGCGCAAAACAGGCGUUUGACAUUGGAAGAUUUGGAAGAUUCCUGGGAUCGCGGUAUUCCCAGGAUAAACACGCUCUUCCAGAAGGACAGGCACACCUUGGCUUACGACAAGGGCUGGAGAAUCCGAACGGAGUUCAAGCAGUAUCAAGUUUUGAAACAGAAUCCGUUCUGGUGGACUCACCAAAGACACGAUGGCAAACUUUGGAACUUGAAUAACUACAGAACAGACAUGAUUCAAGCGUUGGGAGGUGUUGAAGGUAUUCUAGAACACACUUUGUUCAAAGGUACAUAUUUUCCCACUUGGGAAGGUCUUUUCUGGGAAAAGGCUUCUGGUUUUGAGGAAUCCAUGAAGUACAAAAAGCUCACCAACGCCCAAAGAUCCGGUUUGAACCAGAUUCCCAAUCGUAGAUUUACGCUUUGGUGGUCACCUACAAUUAACAGGGCCAACGUUUACGUUGGAUUUCAGGUACAACUCGAUUUGACCGGUAUUUUUAUGCACGGUAAAAUUCCAACUCUCAAAAUCUCUUUGAUUCAAAUAUUCAGGGCUCACUUGUGGCAGAAGGUCCAUGAGUCGAUAGUCAUGGAUCUUUGUCAGGUCUUUGAUCAAGAAUUGGACGCUUUGGAAAUUGAAACAGUUCAAAAAGAAACAAUCCAUCCCAGAAAGUCAUACAAAAUGAACUCGUCUUGUGCCGAUAUUUUACUGUUCUCUGCUUACAAAUGGAAUGUAUCCAGACCGUCCUUACUGGCAGACACAAAAGAUACCAUGGACAACACAACCACCCAAAAAUACUGGAUAGACGUGCAACUGAGAUGGGGUGAUUACGAUUCCCAUGACGUUGAGCGUUACGCCCGUGCCAAAUUCUUGGAUUACACCACAGACAACAUGUCCAUCUAUCCAUCACCAACUGGUGUAUUGAUCGCCAUAGAUUUGGCCUACAACUUGCACAGCGCCUACGGAAACUGGUUCCCUGGUUGCAAACCUUUGAUUCAACAGGCGAUGGCAAAAAUAAUGAAGGCGAACCCCGCGCUAUAUGUAUUAAGAGAGCGUAUCCGUAAAGCUCUCCAAUUGUACUCUAGUGAACCUACUGAACCCUACUUGUCGAGUCAAAAUUACGGAGAAUUGUUCUCGAAUCAAAUCAUUUGGUUCGUUGAUGACACCAAUGUGUACCGUGUCACCAUCCACAAGACUUUUGAGGGAAAUUUGACGACGAAGCCAAUCAAUGGCGCUAUAUUUAUUUUUAACCCCAGAACUGGACAGUUGUUCUUGAAAAUUAUUCAUACUUCUGUAUGGGCCGGACAAAAACGUUUGGGACAAUUGGCAAAAUGGAAGACCGCCGAAGAAGUAGCCGCUCUAAUUCGUUCGCUUCCCGUAGAAGAACAACCCAAACAAAUCAUCGUUACCAGAAAAGGAAUGUUGGAUCCUCUUGAAGUGCAUCUUCUUGAUUUCCCCAACAUCGUUAUCAAAGGAUCCGAACUACAACUGCCUUUCCAGGCUUGCCUCAAGAUAGAAAAGUUCGGCGAUUUGAUUUUGAAAGCUACCGAACCUCAGAUGGUUCUGUUCAAUCUUUACGACGAUUGGUUGAAGACCAUUUCGUCUUACACCGCCUUCUCCAGGUUGAUUUUGAUAUUAAGGGCAUUACACGUCAAUACAGAAAGAACUAAGGUUAUUCUUAAACCAGACAAAACCACAAUUACCGAGCCGCAUCAUAUUUGGCCUACGCUUUCUGACGAUGAAUGGAUUAAAGUUGAAGUGCAACUUAAGGAUCUUAUUUUGGCGGAUUACGGAAAAAAGAACAACGUGAACGUUGCUUCUCUAACCCAAUCAGAAAUUCGCGAUAUUAUUCUCGGUAUGGAGAUCAGCGCGCCAUCUGCUCAGAGACAACAGAUCGCCGAGAUCGAAAAGCAAACGAAGGAACAGUCGCAACUCACUGCUACUACUACAAGAACUGUCAACAAACACGGCGAUGAAAUUAUUACCAGCACCACGAGCAAUUACGAGACGCAGACGUUCAACUCGAAGACUGAAUGGAGAGUGAGGGCAAUUUCAGCAACUAAUUUGCAUUUGAGGACAAACCACAUUUAUGUCAGUUCGGAUGAUAUUAAAGAGACUGGAUACACCUAUAUUUUGCCCAAGAACGUCUUGAAGAAGUUUGUCACCAUUUCCGAUCUUAGAGCACAAAUUUGCGGCUUUUUGUAUGGCGUCAGCCCGCCCGACAAUCCUCAAGUGAAGGAACUGCGCUGUUUAGUGCUGCCACCCCAAUGGGGCACACAUCAAACGGUUCACAUACCACACACGCCGCCAAACCAUCCGUUCCUCAAGGACAUGGAACCUCUAGGCUGGAUACACACACAACCCAACGAGUUGCCUCAACUGUCACCUCAGGAUAUCACCAAUCAUGCCAAACUGAUGGCCGAUAAUCCCGCUUGGGAUGGUGAAAAGACCGUUAUCAUUACAUGCUCAUUUACGCCCGGCUCUUGUUCGUUGACAGCGUAUAAGUUAACGCCCUCUGGGUUCGAGUGGGGCAGACAAAAUACUGAUAAAGGUAACAAUCCCAAAGGGUACUUGCCCAGUCACUACGAAAAGGUUCAGAUGUUGCUGUCUGAUAGGUUUCUAGGGUUCUUUAUGGUACCUACGCAGGGGUCUUGGAACUACAACUUUAUGGGUGUCAGACACGACCCAAGCAUGAAGUAUGAAUUGCAAUUAGCAAAUCCAAAAGAGUUUUACCAUGAAGUUCACAGGCCGGCUCAUUUCCUCAACUUUUCGUCUUUGGAAGACGGAGAUGGUGCUGGUGCCGAUCGCGAAGAUGCAUUCGCUUAAUUUAGUUUUUUUAUUUUAUAAACAUUAGAGUUGUAAAUACCAUUUGUAUAAGUUUUCUUUUAGUAAAUAAAGUCGAAACGAAAUAUUGAGAAAUA